Molecule: messenger RNA, 1101 nt
Organism: Exophiala dermatitidis NIH/UT8656
Lineage: Eukaryota; Fungi; Ascomycota; Eurotiomycetes; Chaetothyriales; Herpotrichiellaceae
Product: xylan 1,4-beta-xylosidase
Exons: 2
Coding region: 1-1101 (366 amino acids)
Biological process (GO): carbohydrate metabolic process
Molecular function (GO): hydrolase activity, hydrolyzing O-glycosyl compounds
Source: RefSeq, a predicted model, not a curated record
AUGACGGACCCAAAGCCUCUCGUCACGCACAUCUACACGGCCGAUCCGUCGGCGCAUGUCUUUGAGGGAAAGUUGUAUAUUUAUCCGUCGCAUGACCGCGAAACAGACAUCCCAUUCAACGACAAUGGCGACCAAUACGACAUGGCCGACUACCACGUCCUGUCACUGAGCGACCCUUUUGAGUCGGGAUCUCCACCGCAAGUGACAGACCACGGCGUGGCCUUACAAGCCUCCGAUGUUCCUUGGAUAUCAAAACAACUAUGGGCUCCUGACGCCGCGACCAAAGACGGCAAGUAUUACCUGUACUUUCCGGCGCGGGACAAACAGGGCAUUUUCCGCAUUGGAGUCGCCGUGGCCGACCGUCCCGAGGGGCCGUUUAAACCUGACCCGGAACCCAUACCGGGGAGCUACAGUAUCGAUCCGGCGAGUUUUGUUGAUGAUGAUGGGCAGGCGUAUUUGUACUUUGGGGGGAUUUGGGGUGGUCAGUUGCAGUGUUGGACGAAAGCUGGCGGAGCCGUAGGCGAAGCCGAAGGCAAAGACAACGACGAUCGCAAAGCCGAGUCGGCAACCACCACAGACAGCACCAGCCCCAUCACCGCCGGUGAAUGGCACUUCGACCCCUCCAAGUCUGGCCCCCAGGAACCGCAUGGCCCCGAUACCCCGGCGCUGCUGCCACGCGUGGCCAAGCUGAGCGCGGACAUGCGGUCGUUCGCGUCGCCCGUGCAAGAGAUCCAGAUCCUCGAUCCCGCCACCGGCAAGUUACUCUCCGCGGAUGACCACGACCGCCGCUUCUUCGAGGCCGCCUGGAUGCACAAGUACCGAGGGAAAUACUAUUUCAGUUACUCGACGGGCGACACGCACUACGUGGUCUAUGCGGUUGGAGACAACCCGCUAGGUCCGUUCGUGUAUGCCGGACGGAUCUUGGAGCCUGUUUCGGGAUGGACGACGCACCAUAGUAUCGUUGAAUAUAGGGGUAAAUGGUGGUUGUUUUAUCAUGAUUGCGAGUUGAGUGGUGGCGUGGAUCAUCUUAGGAGUGUGAAGAUGACUGAGUUGGUGUAUGAUGACCAGGGAAGGAUACGGUUGAAGGAGACACAGAAGUAG